GCAUGAACUGUUCUUCUACUUCGCCCGAAUGUGUGUAAAGCGCGCUAUCUUUCAUUCAGAAAACAAGAUGAAAGUACAUUAAUAUGCAAACAUAAGGCUCCAUAGAUGUCAUAUCAGUUUCUUGAUUCACAUCGGGGAUAGGAAGGCGAAGAAAAAUUCAGUUAUUUAACAUUGGGCUCAGUAUAUAUCAUUGGGAUUUGCCACUGCAAAAUCCCGAAGGGCUGAUAAAAAUUAUUAUGAAAUCAUCAAUUGAGCUUUCUUGACUGCGAUGCUCAAGAUUUAACUGUAUUGGGUCAGAGAUCAAGCGGAAUUGAAAGCACAACCAAAAACGUGAAGUUGAGUUUCCGACUAUUUCGGUCGAGCUGAAACAAGGUCAAAUGCAUUUAUCGAGAGGAAACUUUCUUCUUGAUGUAAACAUGCCAGGGAAAGGCUAUGAAAGGGUACUGAGAGGUUAAAAUUUGUCUCUACGCUUCACUGCUUUUUCGUUUCAGCGCAACAGGAAGUUGUAAGUCACGUGACAUCGUGAUAGCUCACGCAAUAUUUUUUCUUGUGACCGGUUUCUUCCGCGUUACUAUGUUACGGUUUGUGAUUAAAGCAACUGAGUCUAAGUUUUCCAUUGCAAUCCGUUUCAAUCUGCUCCAUUAGUAGUCAUCCUUAGUCCUAUCGGAGUUUUAAAUGACCCUUCUGUGUUUUUCUAUUCAGUUGCACUAAAAUUUCCGUGUUUUCCUCAAGUUUAAGGUAUUUUCGCUCAGCCGAUGAGACUUUUUAAAAAAACUAUUGCAGUGAAGCUCAUUUUCUUUGGACAUAUAGUUAACCAAUUUUUUACAAUUUGUGUUACACUUUUUGACCUAUAAAGUACUUUAAUGUGACCCACUGGAAGCAAAGUGGAAAAUCACACACCCGUCAUGAUUUGAAAGCAUUUCAGCUUUAAUCAGCAACUCGGGUUACUAUGUACGAAGAUUUGUAAUAUCUGCCAAGUCUUUUCUGUAGAAUUGUGGCCAGUAUGAUGAAGGAUGCGUGUCCUAAUACCUGCUUCUACCUUUCGAAAUGUAGCAAAUUUAUUCCGAAAUGAUUAUGGAUACCAAUUCUAAUUUAUUCGAUGACCAAGAUGGCACUAAAACAGAACCUCAGUCUCCCACCAGCUGCUGUCAUAUAUUUGAGAAUCUGGGGCUGGAAGGGGAGGAUGUUGAGAUCAGGGUGGACUUUCCUGAUCUGAAGCUCGUCUACCACAAGACACAGUCCCGUGCUAACCGUCAAUCCAGACAACGAGUCGUGAAAGGAAAGAUCAAGGUGCGUGUGCUCACUCAAGGUCAUCAGGUGCAGACCAUUGAGGUUUACGUCGAGAGAACUCCCAAUGCCGCACUCCUGGUUGGAGAUAAAUGCGGCAGAGUGUACCUCAAGUCCCAGCCAGGACCCUACUUUCCAAAUAAGUAUUACUUCACGGUUGAUUUGGACUCUGUUUACGAGUCUCCAACGAGGCAUGGCGUUCCUGUGUACAAGCUGUCUACAGUGGACGCAGAGAGACGAAAUAAUUUCCGUUUGGUGGUUGUGGUAGUACUAAUCGGUGAUCACCGCAGUAAGGAGUUCAUCAGUCGACCGUUUCGUCUGCGUAGUAAAACAAAUGGCAGGUUCAGAAGCUUGUCAUUAUAGAUCAUCUAGUUAUGUGCUAAUCUGUAAAUCUCUGGCUGAACUGAUAAUUUUAUGUGAAUUCUUCAAGAAAUUCAGGUGCUAUUUUAGCUCUCUGCCAUGAGCUGUAGGAUCGCAACCCCAGCAUACUUUGAAUUUCUUAUAGACUACAGCGAACAAUUGAUACCUAUUUUGUCAUUAACAAACCUUUUGGUUAAAAAUCAGAGUGCAGCCAGAGAUUUAUGGAUCACAUAAAAGUAUUAUCCGUCGAGAAACAAGUCUGUCUUACCGGUUUUCAUGAACUGGUUGAGGUGUACGUUAGAUAUUAUAUAUCGGCUUAUAUUAAGUUGCAAUGAGGUCCACAGAAAAUGAUUGACCUUUUCAUGUGCUUGUACCUGAAAAGUGAAAAGAACUCUAGUAAAUAUUCUGUGUAACAAAAUCAGAACUUCUCCAGAAUAACUACCGUCGUUUGAGUUACAUUGAAUCUCAUUCGAAAUCAAGGUUUGCUCAGGCCUUGCUUCUACAAUAGGAAUGAAAAUAUUAAGGAGCUACUUUACGAUCGCAUAAGCCAUUUUGCAUCUCGCAGAGAUACCAGAAACUAAAAGCAAGCCCCAAAAAAAAUACUCAUAAAGUUGAAAUCUCCAAAAGGGGAAAUGUGAUAAAUUUAAAAGGACCAGGGAUGACACUGAAAGGAUGGAAGAGAUUAAAAUGAAUUGUGAACUAAAAAAUUGAAGAAUGCAGACUUAAGUUUUCAAGGAGCAGAUAUUGUGACCUCUCUUCGGGGAAAGUGCGAGAUUGGAAAGAAGUAUUUUUGAGGCUGUAAACACUUGCUGUUCUUAAAGAUCAAAUUGAAUUGUAAUUUUAAGGCGCUCAAAGUAUUAAUUAAUUAUCUCUUUCGAGGAGUAAACUAGAUUGCAAGGAAGUCGUUUUGAAGGUUGUGAACAUAUAUGCUACUUGAAUUAAGCAACAAGAUUCUCCUCUUCGAAUGUUUUAUUUGUGGUUUUUGACGUUCUUCCUAACGGUAUAGUUAGUUACUUGCGUCACUCUAUAGAGCAACAAAGAUUUUAAAAAAUUACGUAGUUACAGAGUAGGUAUAAGCACAUGGAAAGUUCGACAUUUAAGGAUCCAAUGCCUUUUUUCCAAAGACUACUGCUGUGCAGUGCAUUUUUGCGUCUAAUGAUUAACGAGCCAAGUUUGAUUUCUUUGGUGAUUAGUUGUUUGCAAUUUAGGACUAUGGAUUAAGAGUAACUAUCUUGUCAUUUUUUGAGGUAUAGUUAUGGAUAAUUUUUCCUCUCCCAAGACAUAAAGUUUUGGAAAAGUUUAGGUACUACCAUAUCAGUAUAUAUAUAACCUACAUAGCAUAAACCUUAUAAUUAUUGAAAUGUUCUAGUGUAGCUUUGAUACCUGCUGAUCACUCCAGCUAUGCCCCUGUUAAGUCACGAGUAAUCAUUAUAGUGUAGUUUUCCUGUAUCCAUUUAGAGCAAUUUUCAAUCGAAUGUCGAAAGGAGCACGGUAUUGCUAUGCUUUUACUUAACUUUGCUCUGUGAUUCGUACAAAAAACUUGGUCAUCCUCUCAACUAAUCAGAUUCAAAGCUCAAAACAAUUGCAGCCUGGUAACUCGCGUGUUCCCGCGCUUCAAGCAAGUUUUCCAGUUUGAGUUCUCAUUGGCUUAGUACUUUGGAAACCUUUGUUCUGAUUGGUCCCUGGGACUGCUAUAGUUUUAGUUUUUCGACGUUCCACUUAAAACUGCUCUAAUUACGUUAUUAGGAUCAAGUAUUUUACGGGCUUCGUAUGCGAAACAGAUAAUUGUCUAGCAAUAAUACCCCAUGCAUAUUUCAUGGUCUUUUGCCUUCAGCUUCAAUAGGAUUACAAUCACUUAAUUGAACUGUGGAAGGACGUUAUGCGAGCGAUAUCAAUCUCUAGACUCUUCACGCCCUUUUCUAAAGAAAAUGCUUGUUUUUUACUUUUUGCCAAAUAAAAUCUUUUAAAUUUUAUUUCUUUCACUAUCUGUUCUGAUUUAGCACCGCGUUACGGAUUACUUUGCUCUCAAGCUCCGUACUCUUACCUCUCGAAAAGAAUGAGGUUCAGCCGUAACUAACAGUGCGGACGGAGGAAACGAGGCUAGGGGCGAAGAUUUCAAUUCAAAUAAACGUUUGAAUUUA
Molecule: messenger RNA, 3788 nt
Organism: Pocillopora damicornis (cauliflower coral)
Lineage: Eukaryota; Metazoa; Cnidaria; Anthozoa; Scleractinia; Pocilloporidae
Source: RefSeq, a predicted model, not a curated record